AUGGAUGACAAUUUAAUACAGAUGGAUGACAAUUUAAUACAGAUGGAUGACAAUAUAAUACAGAUGGAUGACAAUAUAAUACAGAUGGAUGACACUAUAUUACACAUGAAUGAAGAGGAAACAGACAACAUAGAUAUAGAUAAUAUUUCAAUAGUUAGUCAAUUACCAACUUUACCUCCAAGAGUUCCAAAAAGAGGACGUCCAAAAGGUAAAGACAAAACUGCUAUUGGUAUCGCAAAACGAAAAAAGGUUUCAGGUUUAGUUCCUUUUGAAAAACUUGAUGUUUUGACGAGACAUUUUGAAAUGUUAAUAUGGUUUGUGGAUAAGGAUGUGGCCAGUAUUGCGGUAUCUGGAAAUGGAUUUAUAAGUGAAACGGCAAUUGAGAAUAAUCCAAAUAAUAUACAUUGUGCUGUUUUAGACAGUAACCUUGCGAUUGAUGAUAUCAAAAGGUAUUUUGACAACGACGGCUGGGCUGCUCUAAAACAAGUUGUGGAUAUAAAGCGAAUAAAUCCAACAUGGAUAUGCAAAUGUUGCAAUGAGGAUUCAUCGAACAAUUCGAUUUGUUGCAAUAGAUGUCUAGAGUGGUUCCAUUUUAAAUGUGUUAAUGUUAAAACAACAUUAAAAAAAAAAAUAUGGUUUUGCAGAAUCUGUAAAGAAACUUACGAUUGA
This is a messenger RNA of Macrosiphum euphorbiae (potato aphid), 669 nucleotides long. Lineage: Eukaryota; Metazoa; Arthropoda; Insecta; Hemiptera; Aphididae. The record is from the annotation of a GenBank genome assembly.